Messenger RNA from Lodderomyces pseudojiufengensis, 1308 nucleotides. RefSeq lists its product as uncharacterized. The transcript has a single exon. Lineage: Eukaryota; Fungi; Ascomycota; Pichiomycetes; Serinales; Debaryomycetaceae. The coding region runs from base 1 to 1308 and encodes 435 amino acids. Gene Ontology annotation, cellular component: MIS12/MIND type complex. Gene Ontology annotation, biological process: cell division; mitotic sister chromatid segregation. The record is from RefSeq and is a predicted model, not a curated record.
AUGGCUAAAAGAAUCACAGGAGGUUUAAAAAACCCUCAAAAACAAGCACAGCCGAAAAAGUCGAAAUCAAAACCAAAUACUACAGAGAAAGAUAGUGUGAAGGAGAAACAAACUAAAAAACAACCAUCAAAAAGUAUCUUUAAUAGAGACAAUAGAUUAUCUUCAUUAUUUUCUUCGCAAACGGAAUCUCAAAGUCCAAGACAAACAACAUUCUCAUCUGACGAUACUGAUGAUGAUGAUUUAUUCAAUCCAAAAGAGACCUCAUCAAAAUCAAAAAGAAGGAAAUUAAGUACGCCUAUAACCCAAUUUAACCAUAUUGAUUCCGAUUUAGAUAAUGAACUCGAUAAUUCAUCUGAUGAUAUUUUCGCAGCACAAGCUCCAAAAAAGAAAUCAAAACUUAACAGAAAGAAAGCCUCGAAACCACAAAAUCAUGAAACGAAUCAACUAAGAUCUCCCUUGCAAGAUAAUAAUGAACAAGAAUUAGAACCAUUUAGAAAAUUAAAUCAUGAAAACAAUCAUAGUCAAUCGCUUAGUCAAAGUCGAAGCCAAAGUAGGCGACUGUCUUAUUAUAAUCGUGGAAGACGUGUCAGCUCUAUUGGUGGAUUUGAUGGAGAACCUCAUCAAGAAGUUCCCUCCACAUCAUAUCAUAAAUACAUAGACAAUUCAGUCCCAGAAUCUGAUAGAAUGAGACAAUUACUAAUUUGGAACUUAAAAGCUGACCUAGAUAUUUAUGAAAAGGAAAUGAAAAGUAAACAAGCUGAAUUUCAAAUGGAGGAUCAUACGGUAUUCAACAUAUCAAGAACAAUCAAGGAAGAAUUAAUACUGCUGUUGAAAGAUUAUUCAAUAUCUAUUGAUUGGAAAGAUGGGGAUGUUAACAAUUCAGAUAUCCUUCUACCAAAUCCUCAAAAUCAAACUAAUUUGGAAAACAUACGUAUUUAUUCAGACAAGAUAGAAAAACUUAAAAGAGAAAAAAUAGAAUGGGAAGAAGCUUAUAAAAAACAAGGUCUACCGAUAAAUGAUUUGAAUCACCACGCAAAAAUCGACGAUGUCAAAGUUGAACAAUUCUCAGCCAAUUUAGAGAAUCAAUAUUAUGUUUUACAUGAAAGCUUAAAAAAAACGGUGCCUUGUGUUGAUAAAUUAUAUUUUUCAAGUUAUCAAAUGGAGAGCGCCACAAAAUUAAUUGAAUUGGAAAAGGAUCAAAUUAGCAAGAAAGUAUCUAAUCAUAUCAACAAAUUUCCUAUUACCAAACAAGAACCAUCUACGACCAAAAACCUACUAAAAGCCAUUUGUAAAUUGAAAGCACAAUGA